AUGAAUCGUGUUUCAUUCUUAAGAUCCUCCGCUAGGGCAGUUAAUCUCAUUUCCAAGCGUACUUAUGCUGAAGCCGCUGUGGGCUCGACUUUGAAACUAAACUUUGCUCUACCACAUGAAAACCUUUUUACCGGUAGCAGUGUGACCCAAGUCAACUUACCUCUCAAGUCAGGUAAAAUUGGUGUGUUGGCUAACCACGUUCCUAUUGCUGAACAAUUAGUUCCAGGCGUUGUGGAGAUUUUAGACGGUAGUAGCUCAAAGAAAUUCUUUGUUUCCGGUGGUUUUGCUACUAUGCAACCAGACUCAACUUUAUCCAUUACUUCUGUUGAGGCUUUUCCAUUGGAAUCAUUUUCCCCAGAAAAGGUCGGAACUCUUUUGUCUGAAGCUCAAAAGAAUAAGUCUUCCGCUGAUGAAAGGGCAGCUGCUGAAGCUGCCAUCCAAAUUGAAGUUCUUGAAGCUCUACAAGCUGCUUUGAAAUAA
This is a messenger RNA of Eremothecium sinecaudum, 480 nucleotides long. It is a transcript of the gene ATP16, whose product is annotated as F1F0 ATP synthase subunit delta. Bases 1 to 480 code for a protein of 159 amino acids. The record is from RefSeq and is a predicted model, not a curated record. Gene Ontology annotation, molecular function: proton-transporting ATP synthase activity, rotational mechanism. The transcript has a single exon. Gene Ontology annotation, biological process: proton motive force-driven ATP synthesis. NCBI's taxonomy places the organism in Eukaryota, Fungi, Ascomycota, Saccharomycetes, Saccharomycetales, Saccharomycetaceae.